AUGGAUGUUUCCAGGGCGCUCCGAAAGUUAGCCUUUGCCAACUUGUCAACUCGUCUGCCAGCAUCGAAUCAAAAGUUCGAACUAGGGGGUCAAAAUACAAUCCAGACCCUUGCAUCAAAGUGGCGCAAAGCGGGCCGGCCUAACGGCCUAAUGCAUACAUCUCAUUUACCACCCGGUAAAGAAUGGCAGAUGAGUGAUCUACGGGAUCCGAAACUUUAUCUGAUUGCGCUACAGCUCGUUUACAACCGGAUCAGAGGAGUUGAAACUUUGCAUCUUGGCACAAGUAUUCAUAUCGCAUACGAUGAAGUUAGCGAAGAGCAUCAGCGGCGUAUUGGCCUUGAUCUUGGGCCUGACAACCAAAAGGAUCUUGACGAUGAAGAGUUGAAGGAGAAGAUCCGUUCAAGAACUAUACAACCUUUGCCAUUGGACGAAUGCCAAGUUCUUGAUAUCAGGCAUUACAACCAGAAAGAUCUUGAUGAGGAGAGGUUUAAGGCGAAAUCCAUUUGA
This is a messenger RNA of Penicillium crustosum, 507 nucleotides long. Its product is annotated as SNF2-like protein. The transcript has 2 exons. NCBI's taxonomy places the organism in Eukaryota, Fungi, Ascomycota, Eurotiomycetes, Eurotiales, Aspergillaceae. The record is from RefSeq and is a predicted model, not a curated record. The coding region runs from base 1 to 507 and encodes 168 amino acids.